Helianthus annuus (common sunflower) is the source of this 551-nucleotide messenger RNA. RefSeq lists its product as uncharacterized. The record is from RefSeq and is a predicted model, not a curated record. Lineage: Eukaryota; Viridiplantae; Streptophyta; Magnoliopsida; Asterales; Asteraceae. The coding region runs from base 120 to 281 and encodes 53 amino acids. The transcript has a single exon.
UAAUAGUAUAUAUAAGCUCACCUCCAGGUAAGUUCAGAUGCAAUUUGAGCUUGAUUCUUUCAAAAAGCUAACGUGCUUUCAUUUCUCUCUCAAAAUCUUCAUUUAAUACACAGCUUAUCAUGUCUAGCUUCUUCUCUGCCAUCUUUUGCUGCUUUGCCCCGCCACGAGUUUCCGAAGAAGAUAAUCUGAAGAAGAUGAAACAAGUGUCGAAAGUGAAAUCACGUGGAGCUCCGAUUCCUGUAUCGUACUUCCCUGUUGGUUCUAACGUCUCGCGCUUGUGAUCCUGAUUUCGGUUCAACAGAAGGUCGAUUGCUAUAUAUAGUAUGUUUGUAUGAUUGUGUUCAAUUUUGAUCUCGGUGAAGUAUUGUAAUAGUUGGUAUGGAAAGGAAAAAGUUUUGCAUUGUAUUUGCCAUUUCAGGACUUUGAUUAUGGAAUGAAUCCGUAAAUGAGUCUAGCUAGAUUGCUCUAUGUUAAAAGAGGCCGCUCGAUGUGGCUCGUUUAUAUUAGUAAACUCAUAAAAAGCUCGAAUCAGCUCGUUUAUUUUAACAAAA